Messenger RNA from Pseudopipra pipra, 7478 nucleotides. It is a transcript of the gene CDCP2, whose product is annotated as CUB domain containing protein 2. NCBI's taxonomy places the organism in Eukaryota, Metazoa, Chordata, Aves, Passeriformes, Pipridae. The record is from RefSeq and is a predicted model, not a curated record. Bases 47 to 1663 code for a protein of 538 amino acids. The transcript is spliced from 6 exons.
AAAAGGAUGCUCGGGUGCCAGUGAGGGGAGAUUUUCCUGCUGGAGGAUGGGGAGCACGGGGGUGGGAUACCUGGCAGCAGUGGCCGUGCUUUGCGGGGCUCUCGGGGAUGCUCCCAGCAGAGGCAUCAAAUGUGGGGGAGUGCUUUCAGCACCCUCUGGCAAUUUCUCCAGUCCCAACUUCCCGGGGCUAUAUCCCUAUGAGACGGAGUGCACGUGGCUCAUUGUGGUGGCCGAGGGCUCCUCUGUCCUGCUUUCCUUCAGCCACUUCGAGCUGGAGUACCACGACGCCUGUGCCUACGACUACCUCCAGGUCUACAACGGGGCUGCCCGGGACCGGGGCAACCUCCUGGGCACCUUCUGUGGCCACAGCCCCCCGCCACCCUUCUCCUCCGCCUGGCACGUCAUGGCUGUCGUCUUCCGCUCCGACCGACACGUGGCCAAGCACGGCUUCGCCGCUGUCUACUGGAAAGAUGCCUGUGGCGGGCAGCUGACGGGGCUGUCUGGGGAGAUCACCAGCCCCCGCUACCCCGAGAGCUACCCCAACGAUGCCGAGUGCCGCUGGAACAUCGGGGGGGCCAGUGGCGGUGGCCCCCUCACCCUGGUGUUUGCUGACUUCCAGAUGGAGGGGGGCCAGGGCUGCAGCUUUGACUACGUGGCCCUUUUCGACGGCCCCACUGUCACUGCCCCCCGCCUGGGACGCUACUGCGGCAGCACCCGCCCACCCCGCACUGUCUCCUCCACCCCACACCUCCUCAUCAUCUUCAAGUCGGACUUCAACAUCGGUGGCAGGGGCUUCAAGGCCCAUUUCUACUCAGGAGAGUGCCAGGAGGUGUUCACUGCCAUCAAAGGGAAUUUCUCUAGCCCACAGUACCCCAGCUUCUACCCCAACAACCUCAAGUGCCAGUGGAGCAUCCAUAUGCCCACGGGCUACCGGGUCAAGGUGUUCUUCCUGGACAUGGAGCUGGAGGGCCGGAGCAGCCUGACGGGUGGCUGUGACUAUGAUCACCUGUCUGCCUUCGAUGGUGGCACCGAGAACGGAUCCCUGCUGGGCCGGUGGUGUGGGCGGGAGAGCCUGGCACCCGUCAUCUCCCGCAGCAACCAGCUGCUCCUGAUCCUCCACACCGACCGCAACACAGCCAAGAGGGGCUUCUCCAUCGCCUACGUGGGAGUUGUGCCCAUGAACAUCAGCUGCACCCGGACAGACUUCCACAUCCAGAUCCCUGUGCAGUCUCUGGCCCAGCUGGAGAGGAAUAGGAUUUAUUUGGGGACCCCCUCCUGUGCAGCCCGGGUGGUUGGAAGGAACUUUAAAAUACACACCAGGUUUGACACCUGCGGCACCGAAUCCCAGAGGCGCAACAACACGUCCGUCAUCGUCAGCACCCUCUACAUCGAUUUUUCAGUGGGUGACCGGGAGGACAUCCACCAGUACGAGGUGCAGUGUGAGCCAAAGAGGAAGGAAGCCUCGGUGACCCUCAUUGCUGGGCCUGACCCAUCCAGGCUCAGCCAGGCAGAAAACCUGGUGGAUGCCCAGCAGUGGGAGGGGGAAGCAAUGGAUGCCCAUGAAAUCAAGAGCCAGGACACCAGUGACAUCAUCUUCAUCAGCAUCUGCAUCCUGGCCGGGCUCCUCAUGGUCAUCGCAGUGGUGGGGCUGGUGCUUCUGUAGGAUGCUGCUUUCCAGAUUUCCAGGGCUUGCAAUCUCAGUCCUGCCCAGGGUGAACACAUACCCCAAAAUUAGCCCUCAGGCCAGGCUGAGCACAACACAGCUGCCUGAACAGAGUCACAGCUCGCAGGCCCCGAAACUGAGCCUGAACCCAACCUCCACCUCCUUCCAGUGCCUGAAAAAUCCAGGCAAUAGGCAGCCGCUUCCCUUCCCAAUUUGUUUUCCUCUGUCUCAAUCUGUCCAUUUGGCUCAGGAAUGCAAUUCUUGCGCUCCCUAACUCUUCCUGCACCUGCUUCAAUUUGUUUUCCCUCUAGUGCUGCUGCUUUCAGGAAAGUAGCGUUGUUUGCCGAUGGCUGCAAAUCAUCCUGUCAAUUAUUUCUUGCUGAAUUCUUGAAGGUACAAACCAUCCCCAAAUAUUGCUGUAUGCCGAACAAAUGUUCUCCAUGCUCCCACCCAUGCUGGGGGGGGACCAUGGAGCUGUGUUGUAGGUAUCUCCACCUGGCACAAACAGAUGUAGCUCACGUAGAUGCUCCCAGGUGGUGUUUCUGGAUGUCUUUGGGUGAUGUGAUGAGAUGAAUUUGCCAUGCCCUGGAGCUCCUCAUUUGAUCUUCACAUGUUGUCUCACCUUCUCUCAGGACUCACUAUGAGUGCCUCAGCUGCCAGCAGCUGGAAGAUUGUUCUCUUCCCCUCCUCUCCUCUGUGUUUUCCUCCUUUCCAGCAUAUUGAGGUGCCCACUGCUGUGAACUCUGUACCAGUCUCACUCCUGAGGUCUGAAAACAUGAGCAAAUCCUGUUGUGGCUUGGCAGGCUGUGGUGCCAUGGAGCCUGAGAUGCUGGAGUGUGGAGGUUUUUGUAAUCCUGUAAAGAUGGCCUUGGCAGGAGGGGCUGGCUUCUCUGGGACCUCAAUGACACCAGACCUCUGCCCCUAGUCCCUGCAGACGGUGAGCUCAGCAACACAAGAGCACAAAAAUAGGAGUCCUGUGGUCACCUGCCCUUCCAGAAAACUGGGGAUCCUCACCAUGAACCCUGCUGGAUGGCUGAAUAGCCCCUGCCUGCCUCUUGUGCCAUCCCAACGCAAAGGACAUUCCCCUUCAGCAUCACAGAGGGGGUGGCUGUCACAGAACAGCCUGUGUUCAUCCUAGUGUGGGUCAGAGCCAGCAUAUGGCAAAGCCACAGGAAAUCUCGCUGUGGAAGCAGGGUGCACACAGCCCUGGGAGCCUGUGUAGGGGCCACCCCCACUCCAGCCUGUGUAAAACAGACUGCGGUGCAGGGAGAGAUCUUAAAAUGUCCCAGCAUAGUUGAUCAGGGGCAAAAAAUGGAGCUUGAGGGCAGUGGGAAAUCCAGGAGCCAUUUUUUUGGUGCUGUCUCUAAAUGUGAAUGAAUCCUAAGGAGGGGACUGAGUAUCUCUGAAAAGCAUUGCACAGCACAGCAAACCCCUCUUGCUGCUGAAUCCAGCAUUUAGCAGGGACUGACAGGAUAGUCCCAUCAGUGAAAGGCUACCCUGACUGAUGUCCUGCUUCCCUCUGGGACAGUUCCGUACAUCAGGGCAUCAGGGGAAGCAGCAGCAAAGGAAAAGGAUGAUGCUUGAGCAGCUUUUCCUCCCAGAUUGCACCAGCCGGCGGAUGCCUGAAAGGGUGUCUGGGGAGGGAAGAAGGCACAAAUCUGCGCAUGCCUCCUAACGAGGAGCCUUCCUUAGGAUUGAUUUGGUGUUUGUUGGUGCAACACGUCACCAAAUGCAAGAUUUCUGAAGGAAAUAUUUGCCGGUCCUGUUAAGCUCCAUUAAGGCAAUGUUUUGAGAGCCUGUUGUGUAUGUAGACGGGAAACAAGGACAGACCCCCCCACGCUGCCUGCAGACCUUCGCUGCCGGUUAAUUGCUGGGUAUAGAACUGUCAGCUUGAGACCACAGUUACAAGAUUUGACAACUGAAAGAAACUUAAAGAUAUAAUUAACCUUCUUGGUGGCCCAGAUUUUGCUGAAACAGGUGAAUGUUGCAGCCGCUCGUGCCUGGUGGGGAGCUCUCAGCACCCAGCAGCAUCCAGCCCUUGCCUGCAGGACAGGCACCUCCUUGCCCAUCUGGAGCCUCCAGCACCUCGCAAUUUGCACGGAAAAAUGCUUUUCUGGGUAGCUGUUGGUAUUGCACUGAAAUAAGGAGUUGGACCAGGUCCCAGGGUCCAACAGCAGAAGGGACCACUGCUGCACUCACCCCAGGGAAGGUUUCCAGCUCUGGCUCUGGUUCAAAGCUGCCUGAGCAUCCCUGGGUGCAGCAUUCACCUGCACACCCCUGUGGAUGCAGGACUGGUGCUGUGGGAGCAGCUCUGCUCCCUGAGCCAAGGGGAUCCCCCAGCACCCCCAGCCUUGCAGGGUGUUAUCCAGGGGUUCAUGGAUGGGGUGAUUAAUGCGACUUGAAUGUUUACAAAAGACUUUUCCCAGCUUGUUUCUGCCCGCAUUUGCAGCUGCAGCUGCCACCAGCAGCGAACCACUCAAACCGAUCAUCCUGCUCUGAGCAAGGAAAGCCUCUGGUGCUGGCUGAACAACGGCCCUCUCAGCCUCCAGUCAUCCUCUUCCGUGUCUCAGACUCUGAUUUUCUCCAUUAGGUUUAGGCAUCCAGUCUCUCCCUGCUCUGCAGGAAUUUGCUCAUUGACAUUCCCUGUUAAACCACCUCUUCCCUGACACACCAGCUGGGGAGGGGGACAGUGCAAGCAUACAGCCCAGGGAGAGGGACUGCCCUGGUCACUUUGUGAAACAAAUCCUUCUCAUGUAAAAGCCGCUCAGAUGAGGGGCAGAGAUAUCAGGAAUCCAUCACCAGUGGUCCUUCCCUCAACCGUGACUGUGGUCCUCACACAUCAGGCCUCAGUUUCCCUCUUUAGCGUUUACUUGGUGCUUCCCAAGCAAGCAGGAGAGCAGCAGGCACAGGCAAUGCUCCUGUUACUCAUCUGAUUAUUUAUUUAGAGCAUGAUGACUCGACUGUGCCGGGCUGGAUGCAGCCACCCCAUUUCCUGGCUUUGCUUAUGGACAUGGAGUCGCGUCUCUCUGGAGCAGACAAAGGCUUUGCUGUUGUGCAGGAGGGAGAGCCUCCAUUAUCCCUCUGCAAAUGUCUGAGUGCAAAUCAAGUGAAGAACUGUUGGAAAAUCGUAGAUCAUAGAAAACAGGACUGGAAGAGCCCCCAGGAGAUCAACUGGUUUAUUCGUCUCCUUCCCUGGGGGAAUUGCUCCCACCGGAGAGAAGCUGAGCUAAAAUAUCCGAAAAAUCCCAGCCAUGCUUCCCAUUUUUUCUCUAUUUACCAGAAGUUUUUCCUGAUGUGUCACCCUGGUGGGGUGUGCUGAAGGGGGCUGUGCUUUUGCACUUCUGAGUUGGACAAAUGCAGCAAGGGUGGAAGUGCCCCAAAAUGGGCACUGCUGCUGGCACAAGACCCUGCUCCCCCUGCCCUGGGGCACUGGGCAGGACUGGCCAUCCCACUGGGGACCCAGCAAGCACAUGAUGUCAUGAUCCACACCACGAGAACCUGGCAGCCUUGGAAAAUCCUGGUGGCACCUGGAGCAACUCCAUUCAGGUGCAACUGUGAUGGCUAUGAGCAGCCGAGAGGAGCCUCACGGUGGGAGGGCUCUGCUAAGGCUGCAAAUUCAGCACAGCUGAAUCCAACCCUGCAUCUGAACCCAGUCUGGCUCAGAGUGUCCCUGAUGGCCCCAGAGCUGUGAGGCUUGGAAGGAAUGGGGUGCAGGAUGGGUGCCAACCUUGCCUGAGCUGGUAUCGAUGCUCUGCUGUCCCCCUGGAGUCACCUGGUAUGAGGCUGAGCAGCACCACAGCAGGGGUUGCUCUGGAGAUUUUUCCCUUUCCCCAGGAAUGCCAGGAAUGCUUCCCUAAUCCUGCAUCCUCUCCUCAAACAUUUAUGGUUAAUUUAGCAGGGACUGGCCCUGGGGCGAGCACAAGGGCAGUUUGUUGGCUGGAGCAGGAGUGGGUUUGCUGCUCCUUGGGGUGAUUUUCUUGAGGACUGGUGUUUAAGGCCAGGAGGCCACCAGCAACUUUUCCACCAAGCCAGUCACAGCCCCCCAGGACCUUGGCAUGGACGGGUUGGUGGGUGUUACACUGAGAGGGGGUCUGUGCUGGGAAGGACAGAGCUCACUGCCCGUGCACCGGGUACUGCAGCUGGAACAGCAGUGGGAAGUUGGAGGGGGUCAUGCCUGGUGGGUACUGCCAGCCCAUCAGCAGGUAGGUGCCCUGGCCGGUGGCUCUGUUUGGGGGAACAAAACCACAGGGGCAGCAAGAGGCUGCUUGGCAGCUUCCCCUGAGCUGCUGGUGAUGGAUUGAGGACAGGUUGGUGUUGGGGAGGAGACCACCAUUAGGUACCACCUCCUCCCCCUCUUCCCUCCCAGCACAGUGAUGGACACAACAGUCCUCGGUCCAUCACAACCUGGGGGAAGCUGCAGCUAAUCCUGUCUGCUAAGGUGGGCAAUGCCAGCCUGCUCCAGGGGUGUGUCUACCUUGGGGAUCCAGGUACCCACUGGAGACCCUGGUCAUAGUGACACAGAUCCUACGGUGGAGGUGUCUCUACCUUGGGGACCGAGGUAGUCACUGGAGAUCCUGGCCGUGGUGGCAGAGUUGAAGAGGCACUAGUCAAGCAGCCCAGCCAUCUGGGAAAACAUAAUGGAUCAAGCAUAUGGACAAUUAAAAAUGCAAUGAUGGCAUUUACCGGGAGCGGUUUUCCCAGCCUAUUUUAAACCCUGUUUCCCGGUCAUCACAGCCCCAGGGACAGCAAGGUCCUCCCCCCCUGCUCAUGGGGAUUUUGGUGUGUGGAGGCUGAGUGGGGCAUUUGCUCCAUGAUGGAAGGGAGUGUUCACAGCUGGAUUUUGAGCUUGCAAUCAUGCCUCUGCAGCAGGUUUGGGGGGUGCAGAUUUGAUCCUGUCUCCUGUCUCCAGCUGGUUCUGCAUGUUGCAGCCCUCCUCCUCCUCCUCCUCCUGUUCCUCCCUCCAUCUGGGACAGGAGUGCAGUGUUUGCAAUGCGAAAAGUUGAGCUGAGGCAAAAUAUUUGCCACAGCAGAAAUGGUUUUGGCUUUUUCUUUUUUUAUUUGCCAUUGGGGCUGGCUGUGCUAGAGGAACAGUGUUUGUCCAUUAUAGGAGCACCCUUUAUAGGGAGAUAACUGCUUGCUAGAUAAUAAUAUAUAAUUAGCAAGGAUCAUUCCAUAAUCUAGUUUAAUUGACAGAGACCAUGGAUGUGGUUCAGGGGCUGCCAGCACAAUUAGGGCAUCAUUAAUUGCAGUGUAACUCUGGCAUAGGCUUCCCUUUUUUUGGAUCCUAUGGCAUAUCACAGACCCUUCGUGCCUCAGUGUCUCAUCCUGUGAGAUGCCAGUUCAUCCUCCUGAAUGGUGCUGGGCUCUGUAUGGAGGAACAGGGCUUUGGUGGCUGUGGCCAGUUGGGCUGGGGAAUUCCCUCCCUCUGCCUCUUCUUUUCUGCUUCCCUCUAUCCCUCCUCUGCUUCAAUUCCCAAUUUCUGCUCCAUCCUAUGAUCCUGCCCUCCUGGUGUGCUAACUUCCUUGGGAGGAAAGUUCCUGCCUGGCCAACCCUUCAUAUCGCAGGGCUGCCAGAGAAGCAAAUGAGAUCUAAAAGUUUGGGUUCUUUGUGCAGAAACCUUUGAAGAGCCUCUUGAAAGAUGAAAAAAGGUGAGCUGCUGCGCACUCUCUUUCCAAAGGACAGGGAGGGUCUUGUCUACUCCCAUCCUGUUUUGCCCAAGUAAUUUGCAGCAGGACAAAGCUCUCCUGAGCUGUGCCUGCUGGUGGGGAAUGGAGCAAGCUGUCACCCGAUGCCUUCCCAAAUUUUUCUCUUCAGA